Messenger RNA from Aureobasidium pullulans EXF-150, 552 nucleotides. RefSeq lists its product as uncharacterized. The coding region runs from base 1 to 552 and encodes 183 amino acids. The transcript is spliced from 2 exons. NCBI's taxonomy places the organism in Eukaryota, Fungi, Ascomycota, Dothideomycetes, Dothideales, Saccotheciaceae. The record is from RefSeq and is a predicted model, not a curated record. Gene Ontology annotation, biological process: mitochondrial translation. Gene Ontology annotation, molecular function: structural constituent of ribosome.
AUGAACAGCCUCUUCUCCCUCCGCUGCCUGCGCAGUGCUGCUCCCCAGAUUACCGCCUCUCCCGCUACAUCCCAACCCAGCACCAUCCUACGCGCUGUCCAACAAUCACGAUCAUUCAGCAGCACACCCGUCCCUCAAAAGAGAAAUCGCGGUGGCCCAAAGAAGGACGCUCGCAUUCAAUUGAUCCGUUACUUUUUGUCGCAUCCCACAACACCUCGUCCUCUCAGAUUCUCCCGCGACCGCUACUUGAGACACUGGACCAUCCAUCGCGCAUGGCAAAUCUACAAGGCCCAGCAACGCACACAGCAUGAGCGUGACCUCGAGCGCCAAUACCAGAGCAUGAGAGAUGCAUGUGAGGCACUACGCCUCAUGGACGGAAACGCCAACAUCGUAAAAGAGGGGGAGGCUGCCGCACAGGGAAAGAAUGUCGGAAGACUGUACAGAAUCGCCAUGAUGAAGAAUGAUAUCUGGGGCGGUGUACCCAUCGAGUAUGCGCGCAUUCAGACCGAUAGCCCGAGCACCGAUGGCUGGAACCACGGUUGGACGAGGUAG